Molecule: messenger RNA, 1135 nt
Organism: Grammomys surdaster
Lineage: Eukaryota; Metazoa; Chordata; Mammalia; Rodentia; Muridae
Gene: Anhx
Product: anomalous homeobox
Exons: 6
Biological process (GO): regulation of transcription by RNA polymerase II
Cellular component (GO): transcription regulator complex; nucleus
Molecular function (GO): RNA polymerase II cis-regulatory region sequence-specific DNA binding; DNA-binding transcription factor activity, RNA polymerase II-specific
Source: RefSeq, a predicted model, not a curated record
AUGCAGGAGUUCCUGAGGCUGCUGAGGGAGCAUGAGGAUGCCAGCUCUCCCACACCAGAUUUGGUGACCCUGGCAGGCAAGCUGUGUCGGGACUUCCAAGACAAACCUGUUCAGGUGCUAUGUUUGGUGGAAGCCAUUCUGAACAGCAAGCAUCGUUUGGCUCUUCUGAAAAAUGAAGAUGUGACCACGGUGUGUGUCCAGGUCCUGAUCCAGCAGGAGCGGCUCCUUUUAGCCCUCCAGAUUCUAGAGGUGUGUCACGUGCCAGGAGGCAGCCAGGAGCUGGUAGAACUCUGGAAUGACAUCCACUACCAACUGACCAUGAGGAGGCUGGGUGUCACUGAACUGACUGCAGCACAGAGGUUUCGCUGCAGGAAGAGGAAUCCACCACCCCUUACCUUCUGCCCUGAGGGUCCUAAGAGCCGGAACUUUCUCCCAGAGAUUCGGAGCUGUCUGCAGGACUUUGCCAGAGGUGUGACUGCUUAUCCCAAGAAGGCCCAGUUGGAAAAACUGGCAUCGGAGACAGGCUUGACUACUGAGCAAGUGUACAGCUGGUUUGCCAAUUAUCGGCGGCAUCAGAAGGCUCUUCUCCAGCAUGUGGCAAGAGCCCAGGAGCCCACAUCUGAAGUUUCCCAGGCAAAGGAUCCUGUUCCUGAGCCAGUACAGCUGUCAGGAAAGCAUUGUGUGUCUCUGACUGUAUCUCAGUGCUCAGAUGGAUGUGAAGGAAGUGAGACUCUAAGGUCCCCAGAGACCACCCAAAUACCUAAGGGGCUGACGUCCCCAGCUGAGAGGUUUUCAGGAGAGAACACAACAUCACCACCACUGGGUUUCAGGUCACUCUAUGGAUGUGAAAGACACCCGGAGUGGCGAGGUCAUCAUCCUGCCAGUCUCACAUCCAUGGGCUCUGACCCUGGGCCUGGCUUCUGCCCUCUGGCUACUGGCAGUAGUAACAUGCUUGAUUCCUCUAUGAAUACCCCUGAGUCUUGGAUGAUGCCCAAGACUUCACUGCCAUCCUCCAAGGAAGUUUUCCUCCCAGUGGAGCAGCCGGGCCAUAUGCAAAUUCUGAACUCUGGGAUGGAUGCUGAAGUCUCUCCUUUGUCCGUGGCCAUUGCUGCCCUCACUGAUCUCAGCCAUGCAG